GCUUAAAAUGUUAAUUCGCUGUUCAAAGUCGUUAAUUCUAGAGUUCUCUUCUCUGCUUUCUUAUACAGCCCGAGCAGACAGAGAGACGGAUACCUAGUCGACCCCUUCAAACCCUAGAGGACUGUUACUGUCCGACAAUUGAUCGAAACCCCUAUCUCCACCGUUACUUAAUUCUUGUUCUCGACGAACAGCACUCGUGGUUGACAGUUUUGAUCUUGCAACGGAGAAGCUAGCAGAUGGAGGAUUGGGAGGAUGAACAAAUUCCACCUCUCCUUUUAAAGGAGCAACCUAAAAGCAAAUGGGACGAUGAAGACGUGGAUGACAAUGAUGUGAAAGAAUCAUGGGAGGAUGAAGAUGAACCAGCUCCGGCACCUGUAACACAGCCUCCUCCUGAAAAACCCUCUAAGAAACCCGUGACAAAAUCUACAGAGAAGAAAGGGAAAACUGUUGAAGUAGCAAAGGAAGAGCCUGAACUUCUAGAUCCUGUUGCUCAGAAACUUCGCCAACAACGGCUAGAAGAAGAAGCUGAUUACAAAUCUACUACAGAACUGUUUGCUAAGAGAGAUGAUGAGAAGACGCUUGAUAAUUUCAUUCCCAAAUCAGAGAGUGAUUUUAUGGAAUAUGCAGAACUUAUUUCACAUAAGCUUCGCCCAUAUGAGAAAAGUUUUCAUUAUAUUGGUUUGCUCAAGGCGGUCAUGAGACUGUCAAUGACUACACUGAGAGCGGCAGAUGCAAAAGAUGUUGCAUCUUCUGUAACAGCAAUUGCAAAUGAAAAGCUGAAAGCAGAGAAAGAAGCCAAUGCUGGUAAAAAGAAGACAGGAGGGAAAAAGAAACAGCUCCAUGUUGAUAAGCCAGAUGAUGAUUUAGUGGUGGAUACAUACGAUGCUCUCGAUGACUAUGACUUCAUGUGAUCUAUUUUGAAGAUAAUAUUAUUUUUGCUUUAGGCUUCGGCUGUUUUUCCCGUUUGCUCAUUUACACCGUGAUUGAUUUUUAUGUUGUAAACCAUCUGAGAGGAUAACAUGAGCUUUCACCUUUGUUUUCAACUGUUGGGUUAAACCUUGAAACUACAAGCAAAGAGAAUGAUUUUAUAUUCAUUGGUUGUCAGUAAAAGUUGAAAUAAAGAGUGAUUGGCGGAAUUCUAAUUUA
Messenger RNA from Jatropha curcas, 1146 nucleotides. RefSeq lists its product as uncharacterized. Gene Ontology annotation, cellular component: eukaryotic translation initiation factor 3 complex; cytoplasm. Gene Ontology annotation, molecular function: translation initiation factor activity. The record is from RefSeq and is a predicted model, not a curated record. NCBI's taxonomy places the organism in Eukaryota, Viridiplantae, Streptophyta, Magnoliopsida, Malpighiales, Euphorbiaceae.